AUGGCACGCCGGUGGCUCCGUCUCUACCUCUGCCUCCAGCUCCCAGGUUUCUGUGUAAGUCUACUUUUGUUUCAGACUCCAGGGCAUAUUUUAGCCCAAACUAACAACAGAACAGAAAUCAUCUGUCACAUGAAAAAAGAUCAGUUUGGGGUGUACUGGUACCGAUGGAACCAGGAGACGCAACUUUUCCAGUUCUUGGUAUUUUCAAAUCCACUGGGCAAAACCACGUAUGGCACAAACGUCAACAAGGAGAAGUUUAGCAUCUAUGGGAGAAGUUCUCAAAACUCUUACAGUCUGCAGAUCCACCACCUCCAAGCUUCAGACAACGGCACGUAUUACUGCACCAUCUCCCAGUCCUCAGAGCUCAUCUUUGGCAACGGGACAAGGCUCAGUGUGGUUGAUGUUUUGCCUCUGCCGCCGAAGUCCACCCGAGCACCACCCUUCAAAAAGCCCACACGGUAUAUCACCAAAAGCAAACCUGCCGACACGAAAGGUGGCUGCAGCCCUUUCGUCUGGGUCCCGCUGGCCACAUGUGCUCUCACCCUGCUGCUCUGCCUGGCUGCCACCAGCCACCGCUUCCACCGGCUGCGGAGGAGGCUGUGGCUUCAUGUCCACAGGCAGUAA
Molecule: messenger RNA, 624 nt
Organism: Rhea pennata
Lineage: Eukaryota; Metazoa; Chordata; Aves; Rheiformes; Rheidae
Gene: CD8B
Product: CD8 subunit beta
Exons: 5
Coding region: 1-624 (207 amino acids)
Biological process (GO): regulation of immune response
Cellular component (GO): cell surface
Molecular function (GO): MHC class I protein binding; coreceptor activity
Source: RefSeq, a predicted model, not a curated record